Messenger RNA from Arxiozyma heterogenica, 336 nucleotides. It is a transcript of the gene HSP12, whose product is annotated as lipid-binding protein HSP12. The transcript has a single exon. Bases 1 to 336 code for a protein of 111 amino acids. Lineage: Eukaryota; Fungi; Ascomycota; Saccharomycetes; Saccharomycetales; Saccharomycetaceae. The record is from RefSeq and is a predicted model, not a curated record.
AUGUCUGACACUGGUAGAAAAGACUUCUCUGAUAAAGCCAAGGAAGCGUUAAAGCCUGAAUCUGAAAAAGGUUACGUUGAAAAGGGUAAAGAAUAUGUAACUGAUGCUGCAGAUAAAGUAGCUGGCACUGUUCAACCCGAAAGCAACAAAGGUGUCUUACAAGGUGUUUCUGAUGCAGCUAAGUCAGGUAAAGACGAGGCUGAAUCUCAAAAGGCUGGCACUGAGUCUUAUAGUGAACAAGCUAAAGAUUAUUUGGAUUCGGCUAAAUCUAAAUUAAAUGAGGCCGUUGAAUACGUUUCCAACACUUUACAUGGUGGUACUGAUCCAAAAAAAUAA